This is a messenger RNA of Mobula hypostoma (lesser devil ray), 4139 nucleotides long. RefSeq names its product leucine-rich repeat and IQ domain-containing protein 3-like. The transcript is spliced from 8 exons. Lineage: Eukaryota; Metazoa; Chordata; Chondrichthyes; Myliobatiformes; Myliobatidae. The record is from RefSeq and is a predicted model, not a curated record. Gene Ontology annotation, molecular function: protein binding. The coding region runs from base 3 to 1133 and encodes 376 amino acids.
CGAUGGCGCGGCGCGGAUGCUCGGCGAAGCCGGACCGGAGUGAGAUGCCUGCAGACAUGAGACGCCUGGUGGACAGCACUCACCUUGUGUCCCCCACAGAGUCAUUGAUCCUGUCGUGCGGAGGGAUGGACCGCACAUGCAAGGAGAAGAAACUGGAGGACAUUGUCGUGGUGAACAUGUCUAGAUGUUACCUGAUCAACUUGGGUGAUCUGACCCGCUGCCAGGCUCUGAUGAUCUGCAUUCUGCCCAGGAAUUACAUCACCAAAAUCGAUGCCCUCUCAUACUGUCCAAAUUUAAUCAAGUUGGAUCUCCAUGGCAACCACAUCACUGAGCUUCCAGGUGAGAGCUUUUGGUCAGACAUGAGGUGUCUGCAAGUUCUCUAUCUGCACAACAACAUCAUUGGUGAUGCGAAUGACAUUGAAGCCCUGUGUGCCUGCCCACGGCUUACCGUUCUGACCUUGUCCGACACCCCCGUGAGCCUCUUGCCAAACUAUCGACACUUCAUCGUCAACAACAUCUGGUCUCUCAAAGCUCUGGACAACUUUGUCAUUGCCGAUGAGGAAGUCAUGGAGGAUAAUCUGAACAGCUGCCAGUUCAGAGCUCUCAGUUGCCAGUUCUUUGUUUAUCCUCCAAAGCCCCCACAGACAUCGACCUGGUGCAAUGAGAUGGAGAAUAUCCGAAAACUGAUGGCCACUGUAAACACCAUCCUGGCCCAUCACUCUCCAGUGCACAUCAUCCAGCGAUGGAUCCGUGGCCACAUCACCAGGAAGAAGCUGAGCAGGUCCAGGCACGCCUCGAACCUGAGUAAGCAAUAUUCCCUGCACUGCCAGAAGCUGAACUUGUGUCACAGAGGCAUCCACAUGCUGGCGGACGGCAGGAUAUGGGUAGAGGACGACACCAAGGACGGUCGAUGCAAUGCUGUUCACUUACAGAUCGACCUCAACAAACUGCACGCCGGGUUGCUGGAGGAUCGAUAUGAAGCCAGUGAAAUAACGUCAGGGAUUGACCCGCACAUCUCCCAGUGGAGCACCUGGGACUCCCCCAACCUGAGACCUCAUCGCAAUACAUUCAAGCUGAGGAUGUACCGUCAGCCAAGGUUUCACCCUAGCACAGACUAUGUUCGGCUUAUGUGAGGGAUGUCGGCAGCACCAGCAGCAGGGUCCAACACGCUUGGCAAGAUGUGAACAGAGUUAUACAAUCAAACAGCACAAAAAAUAAAUCCUCUCAAACCAUUCCUUCAUUUUGAUGCAGUUUUUUUUUUGAAGCCUUGGCUUCCCCCGAUCACAGAGAUGAAUUUUAUUUAUUUAGAGAUACAGCAUGGAAUAGGUCCUUCAAGUCAUGCUGCUCAGCUCCCCAAUCAUGGAAAAAUUUACAAAGACCAAUUCACCUAUUAACUGGUAUGACUGUGGAAUGUGGAUGGAAACUGGAGUAGCCACAGAAAACACAAGCAUUCCAUGGGGGAGGACAAAGACUCCUCACAGAGGAAGCUGGAAUUGAACUCUGAACUCAGUCACCCUGAACUGUAACAGUGCUAACCGCUACAUCACACCUCCUUCCCACUCUGCCUUGUGUUGGCCCUGGAUUGCUUUAGACAAGCCCUACACCACAGGGAGCUGGCAACAAUGGGAAGGCUGGCCAAGCUGACCUCAGGCAAGUGAAAUAUCUAAACACAGCCAUUCCAUAUCAGCUUAUGGGUUAGUGAUACUAUGGAGCAGUGUUCCUUAAGGUUGUCAUAGCCAGGAGAGGGGACAUAAAUUCCCACUACCUAGGAAAUGUGGAAGUGAAGUAUGCGCAGUGAAGAUUACAACUGAGAAGGUGCUCAGGAAGCUUAAUUGUCUGAGGGUGGAUAAAUCUCCUGGACCUGAUGGAAAGCACACUCGGGUUCUGAAGGAUGUAGCUGGAGAGAUUGCGGAGGCAUUAACAAUGAUCUUUCAAGAAUUUAUGGAUUCUGGCAUUUUACCGGAUGACUGGAAAAUUGCAAAUGUUACUCCACUAUUUAAGAAGGGUGGGAGGCAGCAGAAAGGAAACUAUAGACCUGUUAGCCUGACAUCAGUGGUUGGGAAGUUGUUGGAAUUGAUUGUUAGGGAUGAGAUUACGGUGUACCUGGAGGCACAUGACAAGAUAGGCCAAAGCCAGCAUGGUUUCUUGAAAGGAAAAUCCUGCCUGACUAACCUACUGCAAUUUUUUUGAGGAAAUUACAAGCAGGGUAGACAAAGGAGAUGCAGUAGACAUGGUGUACUUGGAUCUUUAGAAGGCCUUUGACAAGAUGCUGCACAUGAGGCUGCUUAGCAAGAUAAGAGCCCAUGGAAUUACAGGGAAGUUACUAGCGUGGGGGGAGCAUCGGCAGAAAACAGAGAGUGGGAAUAAAGGGAUCCUAUUCUGGCUGGCUGCCGGUUACCAGUGGAGUUCCACAGGGGUCGGUGUUGGGACCGCUGCUUUUUACGAUGUAUGUCAAUGAUUUGGACUAUGUUAUUAAUGGAUUUGUAGCUAAAUUUGCCGAUGAUACAAAGAUAGGUGGAGGAGCGGGUAGUGUUGAGGAAACAGGGAGCCUGCAGAGAGACUUAGUUUAGGGGAAUGGGCAAAGAAGUGGCAAAUGAAAUAGAAUGUUGGAAAGUGUAUGGUCAUGCACUUUGGUGGAAGAAAUAAACGGGCAGACCAUUAUUUAGAUGGGGAGAGAAUUCAAAAUGCAGAGAUGCAAAGGGAAUUGGGAGUCCUUACGCAGGAUACCCUAAAGGUUAACCUCCAGGUUGAGUGGGUGGUGCAGAAGGUGAAUGCAAUGUUGGCAUUCAUUUCUAGAGGUAUAGAAUAUAUGAGUAGGGAUGUGAUGUUGAGGCUCUAUAAGGCACUCGUGAGACCACACUUGGAAUAUUGUGUGCAGUUUUGGGCUCCUUAUUUUAGGAAGGAUAUACUAACGUUGGAGAGGCUUCAAAGAAGAUUCACGAGAAUGAUUCCAGGAAUGAAAGGGUUACUGUAUGAGGAAUGUCUGGCAGCUCUUGGACUGUAUUCCCUGGAGUUCAGGAGAAUGAGGGGGGAUUUCAUAGAAACAUUCCGAAUGUUAAAAGGCCUGAACAGAUUAAAUAUGGCAAAGUUAUUUCCCAUGGGGGGGGGGUCUAGGACAAGAGGGCACAACUUCAGGAUUGAAGGAUGUCCAUUUAGAACAGAGAUGUGGAGAAAUUACUUUAGUCAGAGGGUGGUAAAUCUGUGGAAUUUGCUGCCAUGAAUGGCUGUGGAGGCCAAGUCAUUGGGUGCAUUUAAGGCAGAGAUAGAUAGGUUCCUGAUUAGCCCAGGCAUCAAAGGGUAUGGGGAGAAGGCAGGGGAGUGGGGAUGACUGGAAGAGUUGGAUCAGCCCAUGAUUGAAUGGCGGAGCAGACUCGAUGGGAUGAAUGGCCUACUUCUGCUCCUAUAUCUUAUGGUCUUAAAUGUUCCCAUGACAUAGAGCUCUGUUAGCCUCUGCGAGCCAAGUCCAGCUCCUGGCCUUCAUGUGAGGCUUAGCUACUAAGCUUGGUGGAAUCAUUUCUGCUGUCAGAAGAAGGGUCAAAGUCAGGUUACUGGCUCCACAAUACCAAUCACUUCAGGCAAAUAGGGCUCAUCAGCCAUGAUUGACAGCUCAUCUAGGAGAAAGAACACUCUGAUCUCAAACCUGUGCUGCAUUGUGGCCAAACCCACUCAUGGGGAAGACUUCAAAAGUAAACCCCCAAUGAAAAAUCCAGAGAUGAAGUCCCUAAGACAGUCCUACACUGAGUUCAACACUGACUGGCAACUCCUGUGUUGCCACUAGUGCCAAACUGUAUCAGUUUUUGCUGUUCUUUUGGAUUCAUAUGGACUCAGUUUCACUGACUCUUCAUUUCAUGUUCUUGUUAUUUAUUUCUUAUUUAUUAUUAUUUCUCCCUUUUUUUUGCAUUUGAAAAGUUUGUACAUUGAUUGCUUGUCCAUCUUGUUGGGUGUAGUCAUUCACUAACUCUAUUCUAUUUUAUGUAUUCAUUCAUUGAGAUAUAGCACAGAAUAGGCCCUUCCAGCCUUCAAACAACACCACCCAGCAACCCCUCCAAUUUAAUCCCAGCUUAAUCAUGGGACAAUUUACAAUGCUCAACUAACCUACCAACUGGUACCUCUGGACUGUGAGAGGAAACUCAAGCAUC